Messenger RNA from Aspergillus aculeatus ATCC 16872, 1729 nucleotides. RefSeq names its product NADP(+)-dependent, decarboxylating phosphogluconate dehydrogenase. Gene Ontology annotation, biological process: pentose-phosphate shunt; pentose-phosphate shunt, oxidative branch. The transcript is spliced from 5 exons. Gene Ontology annotation, molecular function: phosphogluconate dehydrogenase (decarboxylating) activity; NADP binding. NCBI's taxonomy places the organism in Eukaryota, Fungi, Ascomycota, Eurotiomycetes, Eurotiales, Aspergillaceae. The record is from RefSeq and is a predicted model, not a curated record. Gene Ontology annotation, cellular component: cytosol. The coding region runs from base 17 to 1492 and encodes 491 amino acids.
CCCCCACAAUUUCAUCAUGGCCGACCAAGCUGUUGCUGAUUUCGGUCUCAUCGGUCUGGCCGUUAUGGGUCAGAACCUGAUCCUUAACGCUGCUGACCACGGCUUCACCGUCUGCGCCUACAACCGUACCACCUCCAAGGUCGACCGCUUCUUGGAGAACGAGGCUAAGGGCAAGCCCAUCGUUGGUGCCCACUCCGUCGAGGAGUUCUGCGCCAAGCUCAAGCGUCCCCGUCGUAUCAUGCUCCUGGUCAUGGCCGGAAAGCCCGUUGACCAGUUCAUUGAGUCUCUUCUGCCCCACCUCGAGGAGGGUGAUAUCAUCAUCGAUGGUGGUAACUCCCACUUCCCCGACAGCAACCGCCGCACCAAGUACCUGGCCGAGAAGGGCAUCCGUUUCGUCGGCAGCGGUGUCUCCGGUGGUGAGGAGGGCGCCCGCUACGGUCCCUCCCUGAUGCCCGGUGGUAACGAGGAGGCUUGGCCUUACAUCAAGGAUGUCUUCCAGAGCAUCGCCGCCAAGAGCGACGGUGAGGCCUGCUGCGACUGGGUCGGUGACGAGGGCGCUGGUCACUUCGUCAAGAUGGUCCACAACGGUAUCGAGUACGGUGACAUGCAGCUCAUUUGCGAGGCUUAUGAUAUCCUCAAGCGCGGUCUUGGUCUUAAGGGCAAGGAGAUUGCCGAUGUUUUCGCUGAGUGGAACAAGGGCGUCUUGGAUUCCUUCCUGAUUGAGAUCACCCGUGACAUUCUCUACUACAACGACGAGGAUGGAACUCCCCUCGUCGAGAAGAUCCUUGACAAGGCUGGUCAGAAGGGUACCGGCAAGUGGACUGCCGUCAACGCUCUUGACCUUGGCAUGCCCGUCACCCUGAUCGGCGAGGCCGUCUUCUCUCGUUGCUUGUCUGCUAUCAAGGACGAGCGUAUCCGUGCCAGCGGCCUCCUCCAGGGCCCUACCCCCGAGUUCGAUGGUGACAAGCAGGCUUUCAUCAAGGACCUCGAGCAGGCCCUGUAUGCCUCCAAGAUCAUCUCCUACGCCCAGGGCUUCAUGCUCAUCCAGGAGGCUGCUCGUGAGUACGGCUGGAAGUUGAACAAGCCCUCCAUUGCCCUCAUGUGGCGUGGUGGCUGCAUCAUCCGUUCCGUCUUCCUCAAGGACAUCACCAACGCUUACCGCAAGAACCCCGACCUUGAGAACCUGCUCUUCGACGACUUCUUCAACAAGGCCAUCCACAACGCCCAGCAGGGCUGGAGAAACGUUGUUAGCAAGGGUGCUCUCUGGGGUAUCCCCACCCCUGCUUUCAGCACUGCCCUCAGCUUCUUCGACGGCUACCGCACCCGGGACCUCCCCGCCAACCUGCUGCAGGCUCAGCGUGAUUACUUCGGUGCCCACACUUUCCGCAUCAAGCCCGAGCACGCCAGCGAGACCUACCCCGAGGGUAAGGACAUCCACGUCAACUGGACCGGCCGUGGUGGCAACGUCUCUGCGUCGACCUACAUUGUUUAAAUCAAACACGCGAUGUAAUACGCUGGACGUGAAGCCUCGCACGGGUCUAGCAGGGGACAGUUGGGCUGAGCUCAGGGAGUCUGCGAUAUGCGCUUACUGAGUGAAGGGAAUGACAUGAUGAAAACAAGAAGCGGAACAGGAAGUAUACCUAAUUCUGCUUCAUAGUACUAUGUAUCUAGAUGCUUACUGUUACGUUCAAAAACGUAUGGAAUGAAAUGAACCCUUUUCUUUUCUUUU